Messenger RNA from Cordyceps militaris CM01, 2295 nucleotides. Its product is annotated as DNAJ domain containing protein. The coding region runs from base 1 to 2295 and encodes 764 amino acids. Gene Ontology annotation, molecular function: protein binding. NCBI's taxonomy places the organism in Eukaryota, Fungi, Ascomycota, Sordariomycetes, Hypocreales, Cordycipitaceae. The record is from RefSeq and is a predicted model, not a curated record. The transcript is spliced from 4 exons.
AUGAAGAAGCUCUUUGGAAACAGUAAGAAACCGGCGUCCAACAAUCACUCUUCCUCCCCAAGCCUGGAGGACCUUCAAGCCGCCUACCGUUCCAGUCCAGAGCCCCCAUCGCCGACCAAGUCGUCUUCGCGCUCUCCCAAAAAGUCGGUCCGCUCUGAACACACGCCCCGCGACGCAAAGUCGUCGCCGCGCAACCUUCGCCAUUCGAGGCAAGCCUCAGACUUGACCGCAUCCUCGCGUCGCUCCAAACACGAUCCCGAUACACAUCCUCUUAAUCUUCCCCCAGAGGAGCGUAAGCGCUUCUCUGCUCGCUCAUAUUCAGCCAUGAGUGCCAUGGAUAUUGACCGCGAGCCCUUGAAUGGCCCCUCGACUCCCCCGCCAAACCCUUCCGCCCAGACAAAUUUCUCUGUUCCAAUUCAGAAUGGCAAUGGUCCCGAUGGGCCUCCUGCUCCCCCGCCGCACAAGUCCAACCCUUCCAGUCCGACUCCCUCGCCGCUAGACGAGGCUGAGGUAUGUAAAGCGCUCGGCAACAAAUUUUUCAUGGAGAGGAGCUUUGCCCAGGCCAUUGAGCAGUACAGCAGAGCUGUGACCCUUGUUCCCGAUUCGGCGACUUUCCUCAGCAACCGCGCUGCCGCGUUCAUGUCCAACGGUCAAUAUGUGGCUGCUCUGGACGACUGCUCCCGCGCUGCCGACUUGGACCCGCAGAACCCAAAGGUCCUCCUCCGUCUUGCCCGCAUUUUCACUGGCCUUGGUCGUCCUGAGGAGGCAAUGAUCACAUUUGGUAGGAUCGAGCCUGCCCCUUCGGCCAAAGAUACUGCUUCCGCCAAGGAGAUGCUGCAUCACAUCAGCUCUGCCAAGGAAUCUUUGGAGCGCGGCACUGCCAUGUCCAUGGUACUCCAUGCUCUCGACCAGGCCGAGCGUGGCCUUGGACCCAACGUGAGCAAGCCGCGCAAGUGGCAGCUUAUGCGUGCCGAGGCCUACUUAAAGAUGGGCCGCGAAAACUCUCUCGGGGAGGCACAGAAUAUCGUCAUGACCUUGCUGCGACAUAACAACCAGGAUCCGGAGGCUCUGGUCCUCCGAGGUCGCGUUCUCUACUACCAGGGCGAGAACGAGAAGGCUAUGCAGUCUUUCCGUGCGGCUGUUAGUUGUGACCCCGACUUCAAAGAUGCCAUCAAGUGGCUGCGUGUUGUCCAGAAGUUGGACCGCAUGAAGGAAGAGGGUAACGCCGAGUACAAGGCGGGCCGUCUUGAGAACGCCAUCCUCAAGUAUUCUGAGGCCCUUGAAGUGGAUCCCUCCAACCGUGGAAUUAAUGCCAAACUGCUACAGAACCGUGCCCAGUGCCGGAUUAGGCUGAAGCAGUACGAUGAGGCCAUACAAGAUGCGGACCGCGCGUUCUCCCUCGACAACACCUACUUCAAGGCACGCAAGACCAAGGCCAAUGCUUUGGGUCUGUCAGGCAAAUGGGAAGAUGCUGUCAAGGAGUGGAAGGCUAUCCAGCAAGACGACCCUGAGGACCGGACCAUUCCCAAGGAAGUACGCCGGGCCGAGCUGGAGUUCAAGAAGAGCCUGCGCAAGGAUUACUACAAGAUUAUGGGCCUUGAGAAAGACGCUGGUCCUGAUGAGAUCAAGAAGGCCUACCGCAAAAUGGCUGUCAAAUUGCACCCUGACAAGAACCCUGGCGAUGAGGAAGCCGAGGCCAAGUUCAAGGAUAUGCAGGAAGCUUAUGAGACGCUGAGCGACCCUCAGAAGCGAGCAAGCUAUGACAACGGCGAUGAUCUACUCGACCCCUCCGACAUGUUUGGAGGUGGCAUGGGAGGUGGCAUGGGAGGCAUCGACCCCGAAAUCCUCUUCAGCAUGAUGGGCCAGCAGGGUGGCUUCCACGGAGGAGGCGGCUUUCCCGGCGGCGGACGUGGUUUUCCUGGUGGUGGGGGCUUCCCUGGCGGUGCCAGCUUCAACUUCAGUAGCGGUGGUGGCCGUCCCCAGGGCUUCCCCGGUGGUGGCGGCCACGGGGAAGACGAUAACGACGAUGUCUUGUACGACAAAGAGCCACAAGUGCACGACUCUCGCCAGCAAGAGGCCCAAGACAAGUUUACAGGUGGCUUCCAACCCCGGCAACGACGUGCCAACGAAGGUAUGGUCGAGAACAUUCGGACUUAUGGCAUCAUGGUUGUUGCCGCGCUGGUGUUACUACCUCCGCAGCUUGUCGCCGCCGGCCUCGCAGCGGCUGCGUUCGUCUGGGCGUGGAUGAACUAUGUUUGGCGGCCCUGGACGCAAAAGCAAAUGGCCACCGAAUAG